Molecule: messenger RNA, 370 nt
Organism: Dentiscutata heterogama
Lineage: Eukaryota; Fungi; Glomeromycota; Glomeromycetes; Diversisporales; Gigasporaceae
Source: the annotation of a GenBank genome assembly
AUGUACAUUUGGCAUAUAUUUAUUUUUAUAACGUCAAUUUUACAAAUUGUUAAUGCAUUACCUCGUAAAUCAUCUAAACCAUACACAAUUACACUAAAGAAAAAAACAAUUUCUAAGUCAAAUAUAUUGCAUUAUGUUUCAAGUCCGUCUACUACUAUUAACAUAAAGCGAGCUGCUACAGAACCUUUAAAAAAUGAAUUUCAUCAUGAUUUUGCGUAUUUUGGUGAAGUUACUCUCGGCGGACAAAAAUUCAAUGUAAUGAUUGAUACUGGAUUUGGUGAUUUUUUAAUUCCAUCUAUAAAUUGUACUUCUUCUGCAUGCGAAAAUAAAGCCAAAUAUAAUCCAGAAAAUGACAAAUCUUUUGAACAAG